AUGACCCUUGACAAGCCCAGACAGGUCCUGGAAAUGGUCAAUGGGAUCUAUUACGCUCACGGAUUGCGUAAAAUUGCUCCAUACUAUCAUUCUCGCACUUCUUUCGCCAAAGGACGAUGGCUGGGACGUCAGCUACUUGAAGUGCUGAGUGACGAGUUAAAAGCGCUCUCGAGCGAACAGUACAGCCUGGGAAUCCAGCGUCAGGAGUUUCAAAUUGUACGAAAUGCUUGUGCACUAAGCGUGCCGGAGACCUUCACCGCCAAAAUCGAAAAUAAGGACAUUAUCAAGACAAUUUCUCACAAGCACGAACCGCCAGUACGACAAUGGUGCUCUGACGAAAGCGAUACUGAGGCCGGCAAGAAAAUAGGGGGUUUUGAAAUUGUACAUGAGUGCUCUGAUCUCUUAGUACUCAACAAGCCCAGUGGUAUUCCUAUCCAUCCAACAGGCCGGUAUUACAAAAAUUCAAUGGUGGAAGUGCUGAAAAACCAGGGCACAGAUGCCUAUCCGACGCACCGGCUUGAUAAAAUUACUUCAGGAGUGCUCAUUAUGGCUAAAAACCCGUAUAUGGCUAACAAAAUACAAGGUCAAAUUCGACAGCGAACUAUGCAGAAGACUUAUUUGGCUAGAGUCGAAGGAUGCUUUCCAAAGGUUCAAGAUUCUCAUGCCUUAGGAAAAGGAUGUCUGCCAUCUGCCACGGAGGCGUGUGCUGACGAAAAUAAAGCUACAGUUGAAGACUCUGAAAUUUAUACCAUCGAGCUGAAAAAACAAUUUCCCGCCGCCUUUUCUGUCGCUCGCAAUGCUACAACGAAGUUUUACCCUGUAAGAUACUAUGCUGCAUCAAAUCAAACGCUAGUAGCAUGCCAGCCUAUCACCGGACGCACCCACCAGAUAAGAAUUCAUCUCGCUAGAAUGGGACACCCAAUAGUGAAUGAUCCUUUCUACAAUAAGAAAAAUACGAAAUUUCCCAGACGGCUACAAUUCAUGCUCGACGUCUAUAACUGGAACAUAGGCAGUAUCUCCUCAGAACGUUUGGAGUCAUAUUUCAAAGAUUUCUUACGCGAAUCAAAUUCAUUUCACGACGGGGAACCAUCUAGUAUACGAGAGGAGUGUAAGGAAUGCGGCAUAAAUCUAUAUCCUGAUCCACAGCUUCACGAUCUCCAGCUGUAUUUGCAUGCCUGGAAAUACCGCGACUCUACCGGUGACUUAGAUUACGAGACGAGCUUACCAAUUUGGGCUCUCGACCAUAACCUCGAAUUACAGGCAGCCAUGAAAGAAUAA
This is a messenger RNA of Lachancea meyersii CBS 8951, 1278 nucleotides long. NCBI's taxonomy places the organism in Eukaryota, Fungi, Ascomycota, Saccharomycetes, Saccharomycetales, Saccharomycetaceae. The record is from the annotation of a GenBank genome assembly.